This is a messenger RNA of Chanos chanos (milkfish), 2159 nucleotides long. It is a transcript of the gene net1, whose product is annotated as neuroepithelial cell transforming 1. The record is from RefSeq and is a predicted model, not a curated record. Lineage: Eukaryota; Metazoa; Chordata; Actinopteri; Gonorynchiformes; Chanidae. Gene Ontology annotation, biological process: intracellular signal transduction; positive regulation of Rho protein signal transduction. Bases 178 to 1830 code for a protein of 550 amino acids. Gene Ontology annotation, molecular function: guanyl-nucleotide exchange factor activity. The transcript is spliced from 10 exons.
UGUAAGAGCGUUAGAACUCCGCUGAGGCGGACGAAGAAGACUUGAGGGGACACAUUUUUGUUAUUGUUCCCCCUUUUACAGCUGCCUGUAUUUAUUUUUGCUUUUUUGUUACCUUCUGUGGAAUAUCAUUACCUAUUGGGAAUAACAGAAAACAACCAGUGGAUUUUACUCAAAGAAAUGGUGGCUUACGAUGAACUGGGCAGUCUGGUGCCUAUCAAACGGACUCUGCAAGUGAUAGACUGCCAGAACCAGACCAACAAAGAGCUAGAGGAACCCAGUACUAAGCGUGUGCGGCCGCUGGGCAGAGUGACCUCGCUGGCGAACCUCAUCUCUCCCGUGAAGAAUGGGGCCGUCCGUCGCUUCGGCCAGACCAUCCAGUCCAUCUCCUUUCGGGGUGAUGGCAGGUCGCCGGGCGUGCCCCAGAAACCCUGCAGCAAAGCGGCGGUGCCAACUCCCCCUAAACGGAGGAACAGCACACUGUGGUCAGAGACCCUGGAUGUCCAUCAGAAGGGUACCUUCUCUACCAAGGAGAUCAAGAGACAGGAGGCAAUAUUUGAGCUGUCUCGUGGAGAACAAGAUCUGAUCGAGGACCUCCAGCUAGCACGAAAGGCCUAUCAUGAUCCAAUGCUGAAACUGUCGAUCAUGUCUGAGGAAGAGCUGACACAUAUAUUUGGUGAUCUGGAUGCGUACAUCCCACUGCAUCAAGAUCUGUUGGCUGAACUUGCAAAGGCUACCGGCCCCGAUGGCACAGUGGGACAGAUUGGCCAAAUCGUCGUCAAUUGGCUGCCCAGGUUGAAUGCCUACAGGGCUUACUGCAGUAACCAACUGGCAGCCAAGGCCCUGCUGGACCAGAAGAAACAAGACCCACGUGUGCAGGACUUCCUGCAACGGUGCCUUGAGUCGCCUUUCAGCCGCAAGCUGGACCUGUGGAGCUUCCUGGACAUCCCCCGCUCACGCUUGGUCAAAUACCCACUGCUCCUGAAGGAGAUCCUCAGACACACUCCUCCAGAGCACCCCGACACAGCCAGUCUGGAGCAAGCGAUCAGCAUCAUCCAGGGUGUGCUGUCAGACAUUAACAUGAAGAAGGGAGAGUCUGAGUGUCAGUAUUACAUUGAUAAGCUGGAGUAUCUGGACGACAGACAGAAAGAUCCACGCAUUGAGCAGUCCAAGACCCUGCUCUGCCACGGCGAACUUCGCAACAAGAGUGGAACAAAACUGCAUGUGUUCCUGUUUACCGAAGUGUUGGUUCUGACACGGCCAGUCACACGUAACGAUCGCCAGUGUUUUCAGGUGUACCGCCAGCCAAUCCCAGUGCAGGACCUCAUCCUAGAUGACCUGCAGGACGGAGACGUGCGAAUGGGCGGUUCCUUUAGAGGAGCUUUCACCAACGCAGAUAAAGCAAAGAACAUUUUCCGCGUGCGUUUCCAGGACCCAGCUCAGGGUCAGUCCCACACGCUGCAGGUGAAUGACAUUUUCCACAAGCAGCAGUGGCUCAACUGCCUGCGCAGUGCCAUAUCCGUCCAAAGGGGCUCGAUGACCCCCGAAAACGAGACUCCAGCAGCGGGCGACUCCCACAUGAAACGCCGCUCCUCCACCACUUCUGCUGUCCUCCAGAUGGAAGAAACAGACGAAAACUGCCCACAGAACACUACGUCAGUCCCCAACUCACCAUGCUCAGGCGAACCCUCCAGCCCCACUCCCUCUGUAACGUCCACCCUCUCCACCUCUUCGUCUUCAUCAUCAUCAUCAUCAUCUUCCUCACCCCGUAAGUCCAAAAAGGACAAACGGUCAAUCUGUUCAUUGGGCAAGAGGAAGGAAACUAUGGUGUAGAGAGGAGAGGAUAAAGGACUCUAUGAGAACUACUCUAUCACAGAGGAGCCCGUGGUGGCGAUAACAGGGACAGGGCCAGGUCGUCAUGUGGCCCUGGUUGGGACGGACUUGUAUUUAUGUGUGUCAGAACUACAUGUGUUCGAAGCAGUGUUUUCCCUGUUACUGUCCUCAAUGGCAGCUAUAUUACCUUCCUUUUAAAUACCCUCCAACUACCCACACCAGAGAGACGCAGUAUUGCUGAGGUGCAUAUGCAGAUCUCAGUGGGAUGGAUUACAAAGAUCACAUCUCACACACUCUUUGCUUUGUGUGUGAAGAGAGAUCAUACCCAU